CGCACUUUGUUUUGGGUGGCAGUGUGUCGCUGAGAACCGUGAUGGGGCGACGGGUCUCUACGCAAUCAUGAAAUAAUGGAUUCCCUCGUCGAAGUAGCGUCUUUACUGCAGUACCAUCUGUACCAGUGUAUGAUAGAAUAUCCUGUUGCUUUUCCUCUAGUAUCAUGUGCUCUCUUAGCACUUCUUGUGUUGGUGGUAUGCCGCCUGCGCACCUCCUCCCCAAAAGCCAUUACAGAUGAAAUUAAGCGAGAAUUAAAGAGCAAAGUUGACGAUGUCAAAGACUUUGUCGGUGUCGGAACCAGACCUAGGUUCCGGAAACGUGACAAAAUCUAUUUCUAUGGGCGGAAGAUGCUUCGCAAGGUCAAGGCCAACAUUCCAACGAGGCCUGUGUCAUCUCGCUACUUGGCCCGGGGCUUUUCAAGGCAGUUUCCCCGGCCGUGGCGAGAGGGACUGCCACAGCGGAGGUAUUUAGCCCCAAACCGGAGUACCUCAGGAAAACUGACCCUUGACCCAGUGUACCCGGGGGAGUUUGUUUUUGCGAAGAACAUCAGGGUCUUUGGCCACUUUGACAUGCCGUUAUUUUUGGAGUUAUGCAAGAGUGUCCAGACAAUUCAUUUGUAUAAAGGACAGCCACUCUUCAGUGUUGGUCAGACAGAUGAAAAUAUUUAUAUAGUGCAGACUGGACGUUUGAGUGUGUACGUGUGUGAGCCAGAUGGCACUACCACCUUUACGCUGAAAGAGGUCUUACCUGGAGAGUCUAUCAUCUCACUGCUGUCUUUCUGUGAUGUCUUGACUGGCCAUCCACAGCCGUACAAAACUGUCGAAGCCAAAGCAGAGGAAGACUCCAUUGUUAUGAAAUUUCCUGUAAAAGUCUUUGAGGAGACAUUCCGCAAACACCCUGACAUGUUUGUACGUGUUAUUCAGAUCAUCAUGGUCAGGCUGAUGCGUGUGACCUUCAUGGCACUUCAUCAGUACCUUGGGCUUUCAGCAGAGCUUAUAAAUAAGGUGCCUAGAAGAGGGAGUACUGGCAAUAUUGUUCCUUCUUUAGCAUCUCCCAACAAGGUAAAAAGGGACAGUUUAUCAACCCCUGAUGGUGAUGGGGAUGACGACGGGGAACACCAGGGUCCAGAGACACCCGUGAGGCAAGGCAGCCAGCGGAAAAUUGUCCUUGUUGAUCCAAAGGAUGAACAAGAUGAUGCUCACACCUUGAAACUGGCCACGGAAAAAUUCCAGGGACUCUUACACCUAGAGUCUGAUGAGAUCCUACAGGGGGCUGUUCAGGUGAGAGAUGUGCCAGCAGGGUCCUUCCUCAUGAAGCAGGAUUCAAUGCAAGAAGCAGCUCUGGUGUACAUUCUCAUGGGCACGCUGACAGUGUCCCAACAUGCUCCUGACACACCUGAUGAUGUUCUUCUGUUCACCGCACACCCUGGGGACCUCGUGGGAGGUUUAGCUGUGCUUUCGGGCGAUCCAUCUUUCUUCACAGUAAAGGCAAAACAUUCAGCUCGAGUAGCAUCUAUCAGCAAAGAAACAUUUUAUGCUAUCAUCAAGAAAACACCAGAGGUUGUAUUGCAUGUUGCCAACACUGUCCUGCGUCGCAUGUCACCUUUCGUGAGACAGAUUGAUUUUGCCCUUGACUGGGAACACCUAGAGGCUGGCCGAGCUCUCUACAAACAAGGCCAGAGAACAGAUGCAACCUUUAUUGUUUUAAGUGGUCGGCUACGAUCUGUUAUCACUUUGAAAGAUGGCAGGAAGGAAGUCGUUGCUGAGUAUGGCAAGGGUGAUCUUGUCGGAAUUGUAGAGCUAUUAACGCAGACAGACCGUAGUACUACUGUUAUGGCUGUGCGAGAUUCAGAAUUGGCAAAACUGCCUGAAGGUCUUUUUAAUAUUAUCAAGCUGAAACACCCUGUUGUGAUGACUAGGUUGAUAAAGCUGCUAGGGCAAAGACUUCUUGGCUCAUGGAAAUCGACGUCUACCUCCCCUGCACCACUGGGGCUCAACAUUGAACAGCGACCUUCCCAAAGCAAUUAUUCAACUGUGGCCAUAGUUCCUGUUUCAGAAGAUGUACCUCUUUCUCAGUUCACUCUAGAAUUGUAUCAUUCUCUCCUCUCCAUUGGUCCUGCAGUUCGACUGACCUCUGAAUAUGUGGUGCGUUCAAUGGGUACAAGUAUAUGGGAAUCAGCAAAUGAAUAUCAACUCAUAUCAUGGCUGGGGCACAUUGAGGACCAACAUCGAGUGACUUUGUAUCAGUGUGAUUCAUCCCUGACUGUUUGGACUCAGCGCUGUAUUCGUCAGGCAGAUGUGAUACUUACAGUAGGGUUAGCGGAGAGUGAGCCUCAAAUGGGCAAGAUUGAAAAGCAUGUUGAGAAAAUGGCAGUGAGGACUCAAAAGGUGCUAAUUCUCCUUCACCGUGAGGAAGGACCCCCUCCCUCAGGCACAGUGCGAUGGCUCAAUAUGCGGUCUUGGUGUCAGUCACAUCAUCACAUUCGAGCACCAAAGAGAAUGUUUCACAAGAGACCACCUUCUAAAAUUGUUGAAUACUACACUGACAAGGUGUUUGGAACCAAGCCAAAUGUACACAGCGACUUCUCUCGCUUAGCAAGACUUUUAACUGGCACAAGUGUUGGGCUCGUGUUAGGUGGAGGAGGAGCAAGAGGUGCAGCUCAUAUUGGCAUGAUCAAAGCAAUCAAGGAAGUUGGUAUUCCAAUUGACAUGGUGGCUGGUGUGAGCAUUGGAGCUUUUGUGGGUGCCCUUUACAGUCUAGAGAAAGACAUUACAAGAGUUACACAGAAAGCUAGAGAAUGGAGCAUGAAAAUGACUAGCAUAUGGCGCAUGGCCCUAGACCUCACCUACCCAGAGGUGUCCAUGUUCUCUGGUGCUGGCUUCAACAAACUGCUUCAUGAUGCCUUGGGUGACACCAACAUAGAGGACCUGUGGCUACCCUACUUUACUCUCACCACCGACAUCACGGACUCCGUAGCGCGCAUCCACACUCACGGAGUUCUCUGGCGUUAUGUGCGGGCUUCCAUGACCAUAGCUAUGCUGUUACCACCAAUGCCUGACCCACUUGAUGGACAUUUACUGGUUGAUGGGUGCUACAUCAAUAAUGUUCCAGGAGACGUAAUGCGAAACAAGUGGAGCGUGGGCAGCAUCCUAGCCAUCGAUGUAGGUUGUCAGUACGAGACGCAGUUCACCAAUUACGGUGACUGUUUGUCUGGGUGGAGUGUGCUCAUAAGAAGGGUCUUCCCAUUCAAGUAUUUCUUCAGAAAAGAGCUCAAGGUAAUAACCAUUUACAUGACCCAAUGAUUGUCAUAUGUGUCUUGUACACGGCAGCUGGAAGACUUGAAAUCUAGCGACUACUGCGAAUACAUUCGUCCACCCAUCGACAAAUACCAGACACUGCAGUUUGGUUCUUUUGAUGAAAUUAAGGAAGUAGGCUAUCAACAUGGCAAGACGUACUUCAGUGGAAUGCUCAAAGGAGGCCGCACAGUGGAAAGUGUCUAUCAUUUGAGUAACACUUGUGCAGAUCAUCGUAAGGGACAAAAGAUCAGCCUCGAUGCAUCGCCCACCAACUUUACUGAUUUAGCUCAGAUUGUCUGCUCUGUUAAGAAACCCACAGCCAACACAGUUCUGGAGGAUUCCUCAACAGAAUAUGAUGAAGAUGAUGUUGGUGGGGGUUAUGCUUCGGAACCCAACACAAAUACAGAAUUUUUCCAUAAGGUUUCUGAUGAAUUACGGAGACGCAGAACAGGCUCCCUUUCAGACAACGAUAUGAUCGAGUUGAACCAUGCCAUGAGUUAUGAUGCAGGAGAGGAAGAGAAUGACGAUGAAGAGGAGGAGAAUGAUGAUGAUGAUGACAAUGAUGAUGAUGAUGAGGAAUAGAUAGAAACAAGGGAUUGAAAGAAUCUUUAAUCCUGCUUCACAGAAUGAAAUCAUGAGUGCCAUUCUUGUUUGUAUGUUUAAGGAGUCCAUUCAUUUUAGACUUUCUUCUUCCAUAUCUGAACAUUGUAUUUUGAAGUCUGUGGACCUGAAGAGAAUGCAUUUAUUUGAUAAUGAGCACAAAUGAUUCAGCUUUUCCUCUGGCUUGUUAAUGGAAUAGCAUUGGUCUUUUGCUCAGAAGGGAAAGCGAGAUGGUUGAAAUUGGGACUAAAAGACAGGCUUCCUAAAAGGCUACUUACUAACAACUGCUUGCUCAAUUUGCUUCAAGAAUCAGCAGGGAAUUAGCAUGAACAUGGCUAUGAAUCAUUUCUCUUGAAACAACUCAAGUACUUUAGACUUGUAAUGGGACAGCACAGUAACUAGUUUUGUGUUUGGUUAUUUGUUCAUUAUCUUUAGUUCAUUCUCAGAAUAUCAAGUGAAAAAGGUAUAUGUAGGGUGAAAUCGAGUUGUGAGAACAUCAUCUUUAUACCUCAAUGACUCAACGACUUACCUCUGUCAUACAAUGCAAUUUUAGUUAGGCAUGAUUUUAACUUUUUUUUUUUUUUCCUUUUAUUUAUAAUAAUAAAUUGUAAUUAAGUGCAUAAAUAAAAAAGAAUUGUUUUUCAUAAAUUCAUCUCCUUUUCUCAUUUGUGUACAUUAAUAAAUUUAUAGUAUCUAUUAAUCUGAGUCACUUUGGAGUCUCAUUUACUUUGUUUUCAGUGAUAUUAGCAAACUUGUUCUAAAUGUUGUCUGGUAGUAACCAUAGAGGAAUUUAUUAGACCUUGUGAGUUGUAGUAGUUAUUCGUUAUGUUUUGUCUUCAUGGCAGUUUUACUUGUAUACUUUACCUUGUGAUUCAUUUUAUAAUCAUCGUAAUUUCUCCUUGCUGUUAUGUUGUUACUUAAGUUUUUAUAUCCACAAUAUGUAUUUAGAGAUUUGUCGAUAAGCAGAAGGACAUGAUCUAUUACCCAAUAGUGUGUGUGUCAUCUCAUACCUAGUUUUUGGAAAGCUUAUCAGGUUCUCGGUAAGUGUUCCAGACUGUUUUUAUUUAGUUGUGGUUGGAAUUUGUGACGUGUUUAGUGAGAGGUUUGUAAAUUUAUGUGAACGCUAUUGUUAAAUACUUGGAGUAUACAGAGGUGCAUUAAUUUGACUUGAAACAUUAGCUUCUUGUAGUGUUUUGAAGGUAGGAUUUUUUAUAUAUGCCAUAAAGAAAUAGGUUAUGGUAUUGUAUUACAUUUAUAUACAAGAAUGUUUAUAUUUUUCAUAUUCACUUUUCUCUCCAGCAUGAAAACGAUACUAUUUAGGGUUUAAACACUGUUCCAGAUUUAGGAGUGGGAGUAUUAACAAAUUGUAAAAUCCCUUUUCUUACAUAUUGGGAAGCACAGAAAACUAAUAUUCAUAUAUUUUUUUUUUUUAGGAAAUGUAUUUGCAUUCAAUUACUGGGCAAUCUUUUUCAUUGAGAGAUAGAAGGAAUAUUUGGUAAGGUUUAGAAAAAGAAGAUGCAGAAAAGAAACAUAAAUUGGAAUGAAGUGCCUAUAUGUGUCUUGUGUUCUUCAUAUUUUCUUCAUAACUGCAUCAUUAUUAAGAUUUUACCUGUUAUAGAAUUGGCAAAAUAGAUAUAUUAAUACACUGUAUGGUAAACAUUGGCUGACAGGAAAUGGAACUUCCUAGCAGAUAGUGAUCUGACAAUAAUGGAGUGCUAUUGGUUUUAGGUUUUGUUAGUACAUCAUAUUAUUUUCCAUUGCAUAUGGGCAUUGCUACGGAAUCCAAGAUGAACCUUUUCUAUACAAAAUUUAGGUCUGUGGUUGGAAACAUAUGAAACUGUUAACUUUGAGAUGGCACAUGGAGUUUGAUGUAUGCUUCAGACUUGGGAUUAUUUAUAUUCAUAAAUCAGAUCAGAUAAUUUUAUGCAUAGAAUUUACAAUCACCCAAAAAAACAAGGAACAGAUGAUAAAGCAUAGUUAGCCGAGAUGAAAGCAAUCCAAAUACUUUAUCACUGUACAAAGCAUUUUUCUGAGUGGUGCAUGGCUUUGUUUCUAUCUUGCUCUUUUUCACAGAAUAUCGAUGCAAAAGGACUCGACUGGCACAACCUUAUUAAAACCUGAUCCCCAGUUUCUUUCAUUCGAGUAUUUUGUUGAAUAUAUACAGGAUAAGUUAUUUUGUAUUCUGCCAUUACUUUUUUGUAUAUUAUUCUGAUUCCUAGAAUAUAUCAAAAUUACCAGUGUUACAGCUUUAUUGGUGAUAAAAAUGGUAUUAUGUAAAUGAUAUGUCUCAUCCUUGAAGUAAUGUAUUUUCAUCAUUGUGAUAAAUAUGUAUGAUACUGGUUUUGAUUAGAUACAUGUAUAUUUUAUGCAAAGAAAAGAAAUGUAAUAA
Messenger RNA from Penaeus monodon (black tiger shrimp), 6286 nucleotides. It is a transcript of the gene sws, whose product is annotated as patatin-like phospholipase domain-containing protein 7. Gene Ontology annotation, molecular function: phosphatidylcholine lysophospholipase A1 activity. NCBI's taxonomy places the organism in Eukaryota, Metazoa, Arthropoda, Malacostraca, Decapoda, Penaeidae. The record is from RefSeq and is a predicted model, not a curated record. Gene Ontology annotation, biological process: phosphatidylcholine metabolic process. Gene Ontology annotation, cellular component: endoplasmic reticulum.